CCACCUCCACCACGAAUCAUUCACGCAGCAGCAGCAUCACUGCACGACCACGAUUACAGCAUCACCACCUCCACCACCAUCAAAACAGCAUCAACAAUAACAGAAUCGCCACCAUCAUCGCAGCACCACCACCAACCACCAUCAUUUCAUCGAUCACUCGGAUCGGCCCUGCAAAGCCGAGGAGACGAUGUGAGCUCAUGAGAGCGAGGCCCAGUCCCCGUGUCUCUGCGUGGAGGUCGCGCCGGUGAUGACGGGGAGGUCGGAGGCCCUGACAGCCGGGCUGGCGCGCCUGGUGGGGCUCACCACGGGGCUCCCAGACUCCAGCCCGGCCUUGCCGCGCCUCCUGUGCAAAGUCCAGGCCCGACUCGGUGGGGAGCUGGAGCUGGACCCAGACGAGCGACGACUGCAGGCCGCUGUGGACAGAGUGCACGAGGCAUUCGUCACUCUCUCGGAGCCGGACAAAGCUGCCGCCUGGAGAUCCCAGAUUGCGAGAAUCUGCCAGGACACCGUCCCCACGUUUCCCAGGGUGGAAGUACGCUGUGCGAUGGUGUCGCUGCUCGUUGCCCUGGCUGCUCCCGCAGGCUGUCCCAGUCACCUCCUGCCUGCGUCCGCCCUGCCUGCCUCCACUUCGCUCCUAGCUGAUGCCGCUGUCUGUGGGGUGGGGAGUCGGUGGCCUGCGAAGGAAACGACUUCCAUCCCUACCGGCCAUGGUUCCGACUUCUCAGAAAGUGAGGACUUCUGCCCAGAUGAAGGAAAGGAGUUGCAUUUGCAGCCAUUCAGCAGAGAGGACUCAGGCAUUCAAGUGGAUGUCACACCCUCAGAGGAGGCUCCCUCGCAGCCAAGGCUUCAGAGUGUGCAGUGGAUUGCAACUCUAUCCGAGGACCGGCGGUGGCUGGAGAAGAGCGUUGUGCAGCAGUACUGGACGGCGCCCAGGAGAAGUGCCCAGCACAGCUGUCACCCCAACGCCAGCCUGGCCUCCACAUGGAACCGGCACCUGCUCGCCACGGAGCCCCUGGCUGCCCCGCGUGACCACCUGGUGCUCACCGAGGCUCAAGUUGUCCGGGAAACGCUGUGGCUGCUGUCGGGUGUUCGAUGUCUCUUUGUCUAUCAGCUCUGCGAGGGGAAGGUGUUGGUGAGACCAGGAAUCACUGUCUCGCAUCUCACACCGAGCUGUCUACGAGCUGUCUGCGAGCAAUUCGCCUCCUUCGGGCAACUUGUCUUGCGGCUGCAGAAGUUUGUGGAGAGCGUGAGCCGCCCGCUGGGCCCCCGGGCAGGCCCCUGGGUGGGUCCCUGGGUGGGCGCUCACCUCCAAGGCCCCCUCACCCCGGGCCCCCACGGUCCUGGAGGGCCCCUCGGCUGGGAACGUCCCGCGGAGGACUCCGCACCCUGCCGCACCUACCAGGCCCUGGCCUGGGCCCUGGCUCGAUAUCUGCAGGGGUUCAAGCGGCAGCUGGCCGACGUCGAGCGCAGGGCCAUCUGUCAGGAGCGGGCGGUGACGCUGGCGAUGCUUCAGGCUGAACUCGCUGGACGCUUCGCCGAGCUGCGCGCGCUGCGACGCGCAUUCGCCGUCGGCGUCCGCGAGGUGCCACCCGACGUACCGCACGUCGUCAAGGCCUCGCACCUCCUCAACACGCUGCUGCACGCCGUGCUGGCCGGUGACGCGCUCGGAGAGGCGGCUGACCCCUCCGGGCAGCUGCUGCUGUGGCUGUGGUUGCAAACCGUGCGUCCAUACAUUGAAAUCAUCGACGACUGGAUCACGCUGGGACGACUUCACGAUCCGUCACGCGAGUUCAUCAUUCAGAGGAACGACGCGGAGCGCGUUGCCCGUCGCGACUUCUGGUUCUCCACCUACACGCUCUACUGCGUGUGCGAGAGGAACGGCGCUGCUGGGGGUGCCCGAGGGACUCCCACGGGGGGCCCAGAGGCCCCUGACGAGCCCACGAUGGCAGCGUUUCUGAGACCCGUGCUCAAGCAGCUGAUCCUGGCCGGGAAGUCAACGCAGCUUCUGCACGGCCCGGGGUUGGGGGGUCCGACUCGGCCCCCACACGGCUGGGACAGGGGCAGCCUCUACACACAGUUCUGCGAGGGCCUGGAUCCUCACCUGAGCCCCCCCGGGCGUCACGGCUGCUGCACCCCGUGCGGCACGGAGCCGGCGAGUGGUGGCACGGGGCCGGGGGAUGGGGAGGAGGUCCCCGGGGCCCUCCGAGCGCACAUGCAGGAGGAGCACCGGGACCCCCUCCUCGAGAUCAACUUUUCCAGGAUGUUCCUGGUAGAGCGCAGCUCCUCGGCGGCGUGGGACGAAUGCAACGGGAACACGGCGCGCGGUGGCGCCGAGGGGGCUGACGAGCCGCCCCGCCUCCGUUGCCCUCUCCUGCAGGCGCUGCAGCGCAGCCUGUACGGCCACGUGGAGCAGCGCUACCGUGCCUGCUGCGGGCAGCUCAUGGCCACUCUCAAGUCGCACUGCAGGCUGCUGUCGCACGUGAAGGCCAUGCGCAGCUACUUCCUCAUGGAGGCCGGCGACACAAUGCAUGCUUUCUGCACGGCGCUCUUCUGCUGCGACGCCACGUCGUGGACACAGCCUGACGUGCUCGUCGCACAGCUGCAGCACGCACUCGCCACGCACCGCACGUGCCAUGCGAGCAGGCUAAGCGUGAGCGUCAGAAAGCAGAGCCGCUUCCAGAAACGAAGCCUCGUGCACGCGCUCGAUGGGCUGCGGCUACACUACAAGGUCCCGUGGCCUCUGGACAUUGUGAUUAGCAAUGAGGACCAAGCGCUCUACAACGACAUCUUCCUCUUCCUACUCAAAGUCAAGUGGGCCAAGUGCAGCUUGGAGCAGCUGCGCUUCAAAGAUCUGCAGGAAACCAAGUGUAAGCAACAGCUGCAGCAGGCUUCUCAUGAGCGUGUGGUGACGGAGAAGGGCGGUGGUAGCGGCAGUUGUGGUGGUGGCGUCGUGCCAGCGAGGGUGCAGGGAGGCACCUGGAGGCUGCGGGACGCCGGGUCGCAGUGUCGUUUGGCGCCGUCGCCGUCCAGGAUCACGAGUUCCGGACGCGACCAGAGUCUGGCUCCUCACCGCAUGUAUCUGCUCCGCAUCCGCAUCCUCCACUUUGUCAACUCCCUGCACGGCUACCUCCUGCACAAGGUGCUGCAUGGGACGUGGCGCGAGUUUGAGAGCGAGCUGGGCGCCGCCGCCGACCUGGACCAGCUGAUCCACGUGCACGCACGCUACCUGGCGGCGCUCUCCAGCUGCUGCCUGCUCACCCAGGGAUUGGAGGUGCUGAGGGAGGCGCUGUUCCGCGUGCUGGAUGUUGGGCUGCAGUUCGCUGCGUGCUGGAAGGGUGGCCCCAACACUCCCAGCGUUCACAGGCUUGGCUGCGUCUUACAGCUGGAGUCCGGAUUCAACUGCAGCCGUUCCACGUUCCUCAACACUCUCAACCAGGCCGUGUGCCAGGGGAGGCACCCACUGCUGGAGUCAAUGGCUCAGGCCGUGUGUGGUUGACGCCAUCGCCACCUCCCUGCCAACCGCACAAGGAACCCACAAGUGGCGGCCACCACUGCAAUCCCCCACCACCCCAUCAUACCAACAGCAAGCGGGCGGUGUCGCGGU
Lethenteron reissneri (Far Eastern brook lamprey) is the source of this 3604-nucleotide messenger RNA. Its product is annotated as gamma-tubulin complex component 5-like. The record is from RefSeq and is a predicted model, not a curated record. NCBI's taxonomy places the organism in Eukaryota, Metazoa, Chordata, Hyperoartia, Petromyzontiformes, Petromyzontidae. Gene Ontology annotation, molecular function: microtubule minus-end binding; gamma-tubulin binding. Gene Ontology annotation, biological process: microtubule nucleation; meiotic cell cycle; cytoplasmic microtubule organization. Gene Ontology annotation, cellular component: spindle pole; microtubule organizing center; gamma-tubulin complex.